Molecule: messenger RNA, 830 nt
Organism: Gloeophyllum trabeum ATCC 11539
Lineage: Eukaryota; Fungi; Basidiomycota; Agaricomycetes; Gloeophyllales; Gloeophyllaceae
Product: thiolase-like protein
Exons: 3
Coding region: 1-735 (244 amino acids)
Biological process (GO): acetyl-CoA metabolic process; ergosterol biosynthetic process
Molecular function (GO): hydroxymethylglutaryl-CoA synthase activity
Source: RefSeq, a predicted model, not a curated record
AUGACUUGUCCCAUUGUCGACAUCGUCGUCGAAGAGCUCCAGGCCCGCCCAAGGCCCAAGGAUGUCGGUAUGCUUGCCAUGGAGAUGCAUUUCCUCAGGAGAUGCAUCUCAGAGGAAGAGCUCGAGGUAUUCGACGGUGUAUCAAAGGGAAAGUAUACCAUCGCCCUGGGCCUGCAGUACAUGGCCUUCGCAGACGACCGCGAGGAUAUCAAUCCCUCUGCACUGACUGCGCCCAUCGUCUUUGAAUCCAUUCAUGGGACCUACAUGACCGAUACCUACGACUUCUAUAAGCCCAGGCUUGACUUUGAAUACCCCGAAGUGGACGGUCCUUUAUCAGUGACGUCCUACCUGACUGCCCUCGAUAUGUCCUACUCCAGCUUUGGCGAGAAGACUGGCCCGGGGCGGGCCGUAACACACGACGACCCAGAUUCCACCUUUAGCUUGGAUGACACCGCCUAUCACGUAUUCCAUUGCCCGUACGGCAAAAUCGUGCAGAAGGGCCACGCGCGCCUUCUGUACAAUGACUUGGUCGCCGACCCCUCCGCCCCCAAGUCCAUAGACCAGUCCAUACUCAACCCCCCCCCUCCGCCUCGCUCACAGACGAAAGCGUCGAAAACAUGUUCGGGGCCUUCUCUAAGGAUGAGUGCGCGUCUCGAGUUGUACUGUCGAUGUACUGCGCGAAGCGCUGCGGGAACAUGUACACCGCGUUGCGGUACGGCGGGCUCGCUUCUCUGAUUUCUGCCGGCGGGCCUGCGGAUCUCCGGAGCAAGCGGGUGAGCAUGUUCGCGUGCGGCCGUGGGGCCGCGUCGUCGUCCUUCACGCUCCACGUU